AAAGCAAGAGAUUUAACAAUUUAGGGCCAGGGAAAGGAGAGAGACAGAGAGAGUUAAAGCAAAGCAAGAGAGGGGGCUGAAAAGAGAGAGAGAGAGAGAGAGAGAGAGAGAGAGAGAGAGAGAGAGAGAGAGAGAGAGAGAGAGAGAGAGAGAGAGAGAGAGAGAGGCUUAGUUAAAGGAUCAGUGGAAAAUCUGUAGAAAUGAUGUAAGAGAAAGCAAAGGCAGGGAUUGGAGUAAGGAGUGUAAGGCUGAAACUAUAAAAACUCUGAAAAAAAGCUCAGCAUCAGGGCAAAGUUAGGGAGAAAGAGCAUAGGAACGUCUUUCAGAUCCGGAUCUCUUGAAUUUUGAACAAGAGAGAGUUGGUGAAUGGGGAAUGAAAUGCUGGACUGGAGAUUUGUUGCCACUCACUUGAUCCUGGCCAUUUUCCUGAUGCAGUGGAGUACUGGCAAAGGGCCCGGGGUCGAGGCAACACCAGAGGCCAUUAACUCCAUAGCUGAGAGUGCACAAUCCCACACUGAAAACACCGAAGAGAAAUCUGCCACUGAACUAAGCCAGAAACUCCUAUUCCUCGAUGAGCUGGUAUCCCUGGAAAAUGACGUAAUUGAGACCAAGAGGAAAAGGAGCUUCCCUGUCUUUGGGGCUCCACUGGACCGACUCUCAGCUGGAUCCUUCAACAUCAAAGGCAAACAGAGAAAAACGGUUGAGCUUCCAAAAAGGCGAUUCGGAGUCCCCAUUGAUCGUAUUGGGAGCAACCGUCUUGCAAACACCAGGGGCUAGUAGGAUCCAUGGAUGCUGCUUCCUGGGAUGAUAUGUGACAGAAACCCCAAUGGAGAAGACUUUUGUCUUGUCCUAAUAAAUAAACCCCUAGCAACCCCAAGCCCUCCCUUUCCCCUGCAUCAGAUCAGAACCCUGUCACGCCCCCAAACAUGUCUCAUUUCAGUAUGUGGCCCUUUGCAUUUUAAACAUUCAAUAAAACUCUCCCAA
Molecule: messenger RNA, 984 nt
Organism: Dromiciops gliroides (monito del monte)
Lineage: Eukaryota; Metazoa; Chordata; Mammalia; Microbiotheria; Microbiotheriidae
Gene: OSTN
Product: osteocrin
Exons: 6
Coding region: 367-777 (136 amino acids)
Biological process (GO): hormone-mediated signaling pathway
Molecular function (GO): signaling receptor binding
Source: RefSeq, a predicted model, not a curated record